AUGUUUUAUCACGUCAGCAUGGAACAGUGUACAUUACGAUGCGAUCACAGCUUUUUUCUGCACUUAUCGAGAUCUAAAAGUAUUAGCAUGGCGUCUCGUCCGACAACAGCCACUCGACGUAGCAGUGCGUCGAUACAUCCGUUUCCAAAUCCAUCGUCGGUUUGUAUUGUUCUCGGUGCACAAUGGGGCGAUGAAGGAAAGGGCAAAUUAGUCGAUCUAUUGGCAUCGGAAGCUGAUAUUGUCUGUCGUUGUCAAGGUGGAAAUAAUGCAGGACAUAGUGUCGUUGUUGAAGGCGUUGAAUACGAUUUUCAUAUGCUUCCAUCUGGUUUUCAUCUUCAAAAUUGUGUGAAUAUCAUUGGUAAUGGUUGUGUCGUCAAUCUUCCUGAAUUAGUAGAAGAAAUACAAAAGAAUGAAUCACGAGGUGUUACCAAUUGGAAGGAACGAUUGUUAAUUUCCGAUCGAGCACAUUUGGUAUUCGAUUUUCAUAAGUUAAGUGAUGGAUUAAUCGAACGAGGACGUGGAACGAGCAGUCUCGGUACAACCAAAAAAGGAAUUGGACCAACAUAUUCGUCCAAAGCAACACGCAAUGGAAUUCGUGUCGUUGACUUAAUAGGCGACUUUUCUAUCUUUACUGACAAGUUACGCAGUCUUUAUAAUUACUAUAAAUUAACCUUUCCCGAUUUGGAUAUUGAUAUUGAAAAAACUAUCGAACAAUUCAAAGGACUAGCUGAAUACUUCCGUCCAAUGAUCAUUGAUACGAUUGCUUAUUUGAAUCAAUCGAUUCUUGAUGGCUCGAAAAAGAUUCUUGUCGAAGGUGCCAAUGCUACCAUGCUCGAUAUCGAUUUUGGUACAUAUCCAUACGUUACUUCAUCGAAUUGCAGUGUUGGUGGUGUGUGCACUGGUCUUGGUCUUGCCCCCAAAUAUAUCGGUGAUAUCUAUGGGGUUGUGAAAGCUUAUACGACGCGUGUCGGUGACGGUGUCUUUCCUACUGAAUUGAAGAAUGAAAUUGGCGAACAUUUACAAACACGCGGCCGCGAAUGGGGUGUAACCACUGGUCGAAAACGCCGUUGUGGUUGGCUCGAUCUUGUUUUGUUGCGAUAUACAACCAUGAUCAAUGGUUUUACGGCAUUGUGUUUAACAAAACUUGACACACUUGAUGAAUUAGCGGAAAUCAAAAUUGCGACAACUUACAAGCGCAAUGGCGUGGAGUUGCCAAGUUUUCCAGCUUCCGUUGAUACAAUGCAUGAUAUCGAAGUUGAGUACGUGACAUUUCCUGGUUGGCGAGGACGUUCGACAUCGGAAUGUCGUACAUUUAACUCUCUUCCACACAAUGCUCGUCUAUACGUUCAAUUUAUCGAACAAUUUCUCGGUGUUCCUGUGAAAUGGAUCGGUGUAGGCAAAGAUCGUAUGGCCAUGAUUCGUUGUUUUUAA
Adineta ricciae is the source of this 1431-nucleotide messenger RNA. Lineage: Eukaryota; Metazoa; Rotifera; Eurotatoria; Adinetida; Adinetidae. The record is from the annotation of a GenBank genome assembly.